UAUUUCGAAAUAACAACAAUACCUAUACGAAAAUACAAUAAUAAUACGACGUUCACCUACCUAGUUUUGCGCGUCAAAUGUGUACUAGUUGUGUUAUUCCAAUGUAAACGCGAGAAAAAAAAAUGUCUGUCGAUUCACCGGAUUCGAUCGUUUACCGUCGAUCCAACACCAGACAAGUGCACGCUGUAGUCACACCCAAACGUGUCUCGUUUCAUGAAGAUGUCGCGGAACCAGUCGGCGGUUCCCUCAUACAGAUCAGGACCGUCGCACAGUACGGCGAAAGAGGAACACCCGAAGGACAAGAAGAUCCCCAACAACCCGUGAGGGAAACGCCUACGGAGAGGUCAGUCUUGAAGUGCAAAGAACACAGACGUCCUUCGCUGUACCUGAACAGUUCGUUUUCCGUCAGCCGCGAAGGGCUACAAGACAUUUCAAACGACAUCAAAACGGAAUUGGAAAAAAAACAAUGGAAGUACAGCUGGAGCAAACACGUAGAUUUAGGUUCCAACUGUUUAGUGAAUAUCAUCAAACGAGAUCUUACUUUGAAACCUAAUGAAACUAUUUAUAAAGUGUAUAGAAUGUUGAGCACUGGUGGAUCUCCUUUAAUAGUAGUCAUUACAAACAUUCGAUUUUGUGUUUUAACUAAAAAUGUCUACACCAAUCGCCUAGAACUCGUCUAUGGUUCAUAUUUGAUUGAUUUGGAAGUAAUAGUUCUCGGUCCUAACGAACAGACAGCAGUAUUUGUCAGUGAAAAAUCGAAAAAAUGUACAUUAAUGACGGCAGUCGAUACUCGAACGGCUCAAGAGAUGAUUGGCAGUAUAGAAUUUGCUUUCAGACGUAGCGGAUUGUACAACAAAAACACCGCUUUUGUGGUUAUAAAUGUCAACCACGAUGAAAAGAUGUACGAAACCGUCAAAACUCAAGUUUCUCUAUCAAAAGACGAUAAAGUGAAAUAUUACACGUGGUUAUGGUGUUAUAAAGAAAUUGAAUCCUCGGCCACUGUAAAACCUCAUCUUGAAGAAUUUCUAAUGGUAAAACAGAAUUCACUGUGGAGUCCCAGAUUUGUGCGGCUAAGAGAUGACAUUUUAUAUGUUUUUAAUGAACCCGCCGAUAUAGUUCCUUUAGAAUCGAUUCCCCUAAGAUUCGGGCGUUGUAAAAAUGUACAACAAAUCAAUUGCGAUCGUCCACACUCUGUCGAAAUACAGUUGGUCAGUAAUUCAAUGAUUUUAGCAACAGCCGAUUGUCACCAAGAAGAAAAAUGGAUUAACGCACUGAACCGCGCCUUGACAGGAAUAAAAGACUGCAACGGUACAACAAAAUUACCCAACGGACGUUGUUGCCUGUUGACUACCAAUUAUAUUGUUUUGUACAAUUUUCCACAUAGUAUCACCGAUCAUAUGCAACUAGUCAAUCUCGAUUCAGUUCAGUGUUCGCCUUCUCCUACACACUAUUAUGUUAUACUCGAAUGGGCGUGUUACGAUGCGACAGCAGAAGAGAACUGUAGCGAUUGGGUUGUACAUUUUACGUGCCGGUCGAGUUGUGACGAAUUCAUAUCUUGGUUGUAUAGAAUAAGGCCCGACUUGACCAAGCAGGAACUAGUCGACCAACACGCUGCACAACGUCAUUCGAAAAAUAACGUCACGUUACGACGUUCACUUGUUUAAUAUUUUGUUGAUGUAUAUUUUUUUUCUAAUAUUUUAUUUUUAUAUGUUUUAAAAUAGUUAUGUUUAAAUCAAAACACUUUGCCUUAAUAUAGUGAGUUAAUUUAUUAUUAGUUAGAUACACAGAACGAUGUGUAUAUUUUUAAGUUUGCCUUAUUGUUGUAAUGUUAAUUUUUCAAACCUAACCUGAUUUUAUAAUUGAAAACUGGUGCUUAUUUA
This is a messenger RNA of Adelges cooleyi (spruce gall adelgid), 1880 nucleotides long. RefSeq lists its product as uncharacterized. The record is from RefSeq and is a predicted model, not a curated record. Gene Ontology annotation, biological process: lysosome localization; regulation of protein localization; positive regulation of membrane tubulation. The transcript is spliced from 6 exons. Gene Ontology annotation, molecular function: kinesin binding. NCBI's taxonomy places the organism in Eukaryota, Metazoa, Arthropoda, Insecta, Hemiptera, Adelgidae. Gene Ontology annotation, cellular component: endosome membrane. The coding region runs from base 123 to 1664 and encodes 513 amino acids.